Messenger RNA from Exophiala bonariae, 918 nucleotides. RefSeq lists its product as uncharacterized. The record is from RefSeq and is a predicted model, not a curated record. Gene Ontology annotation, molecular function: tRNA (guanine(46)-N7)-methyltransferase activity. Gene Ontology annotation, biological process: RNA (guanine-N7)-methylation; tRNA methylation. Gene Ontology annotation, cellular component: tRNA methyltransferase complex. The coding region runs from base 1 to 918 and encodes 305 amino acids. NCBI's taxonomy places the organism in Eukaryota, Fungi, Ascomycota, Eurotiomycetes, Chaetothyriales, Herpotrichiellaceae. The transcript has 2 exons.
AUGCCCGGACCACCGAACAAGCGCCAAAAGCGCGAUGACUAUCAGAAAGCGCAAGAAAAUCUCAAACUGAAGAGAACUGCCCAAGGCGGAAAUCAAGGUGAGAAAGGAAACGUCGUGCUGCCGCAGAAGAAGUUUUACCGACAGCGUGCACAUGCAAACCCGUUUUCGGAUCAUAUGCUUGAAUAUCCGCGGAGUCCGGCCGAGAUGGACUGGUCGACUCACUAUCCUGCUUUCAUUGGAGAUGCUGCGGUGACCAGCACUGAGACUGCCAGCUCGGGAAUCGCUGCCAGACAUCCAGAGGUGGAAGUUGCAGACAUCGGCUGUGGUUUCGGCGGACUUCUAAUGGCGCUCUCCCCGCUCAUACCGCAGACACUCAUCCUGGGCAUGGAACUCCGCAUGCAAGUGACGCAGUAUGUGAUAAACAAAAUCGUCGCACUACGAUCACAGCAUCACGACAAGGAGACUUCAAUACCCGGCACACCCACGCCAUACCAGAACAUCUCAGCCUUACGGUCCAAUACCAUGAAAUUCUUACCGAAUUACUUCCACAAAGGCCAGCUCUCGAAGAUCUUUCUGUGUUUCCCCGAUCCGCAUUUCAAGCAACGGAAACAUAAAGCCCGAAUCGCUUCGGCACAGUUGAACGCCGAGUAUGCGUAUGUGACAAGGCCUGGAGGGAUGGUCUACACGAUCACGGAUGUGGAGGAGCUGUCGCAGUGGAUGACGAAGCAUUUUGUGGGUGAGGAGGCGGGGGAUGCAAAAGAGUUGUGGGAGCGGGUGUCGCAGGAGGAAUUGGAUGCUGAUCCGUGUGUCAAGAUCAUGAGUGAGGAAACCGAGGAGUCGAAGAAGGUUACAAGGAAUGGUGGUAACAAGCACAUUGCUGUGUUUAGACGGAAGUCGAAUCCUGAUUGGCCUGAAUGA